AUGUCGUCUGUAGAAUUUUGUGACUCAACUGACGCUAAUGUUCAAAGAGCUCAGGAUGGAUACAAUCAAUUCAAUAUUCUUUGUCCACGAUGUUCCAGUAUUGUCCUUCGCAAGAAUACAGCAAAGCUAGCCAACAAACCACACAACUUGCCCGUGUUUGCUAGAAAAUCGGAAUUAUGCAAUCCCUCCAAAGAAUUCCCUACGGAACUAACUGAAGAAUUCUGGUGUGUUAACGAUAUGUACGCAUUUGAAAAUGUCGGAUUUACAAACACCGUAAGCACAUUUCGUUACCUAACAUGUGCUGAUUGCGAACUUGGGCCAUUGGGUUUCCAUGAUACUCAGGAAGGUCCAACUAAUGCAUAUUAUAUUGCGCUAACCCGUACCACUACUGAAGGUAAAUCAAGCUGCAAAAAAUAAGUACUUAAUAAAGCACUAUCCGGAUGAUGCUGUAUCAAUAGUAUGGUUCGCUUUUGAGAAGAAAUUCUACUUACUUAACGUUCACCAGUGUAUAAUUGUCAGCAGACCAGUCCCAAUACACAAAAUUAAUCAAGUUUUGUAUUACUUACUAUUAGAAGGAUUAUACUUUUAUUCCUGCAAGGAAUCUUUUGUGUUCUUAAUGGCGU
Schistosoma rodhaini is the source of this 623-nucleotide messenger RNA. Lineage: Eukaryota; Metazoa; Platyhelminthes; Trematoda; Strigeidida; Schistosomatidae. The record is from the annotation of a GenBank genome assembly.